CAUUAUCUGAACCCAUAAAAAGGAAACUGAACCACUGGGUGAAUUUUUCCCCCCAUCGACGACUACCCUCCUCUAAUCACAUGUGUCCAAUUGUAUGAAAUUGCGGCGCCAUUAAAAACACAUCUCAAAAAUAAAGACAUCACAUCAUUGAACUCGUUUAGACGGAGAGCAGAUUAACACAUAAUUUUAACGAAAAAUAAAUAAUGCCGGCGGAUACCAAGACAGCGAAUGCCGCCGAGGCGGACACACCCACCAAAGGCAAGAAGUCAUCCAGUAACUCCAAGGCAGCCUUGGCUCGCAUAUCCUUAUUGGAUGGCUCCAUUUUGGAUGUGACCAUAGAUCGCAAAGCCAAGGGUCGUGAUCUACUCAAUUCCAUUUGUGCUGGCCUUAAUAUAGUCGAAAAGGACUAUUUCGGCUUGACCUAUGAGACCCCCACAGAUGCUCGCAAUUGGUUGGAUUUGGAUAAGCCCGUUUCGAAAUUUUUCGGCGCCGAUCCCUGGCCCUUGCAGUUCGCCGUAAAAUUCUAUCCUCCUGAACCUUCGCAGCUGCAGGAGGACAUCACCCGCUAUCAUUUGUGCCUGCAGGUGCGCAAUGACAUUUUGGAGGGCCGCCUGCCCUGCACAUUUGUGACCCAUGCCCUUUUGGGCUCCUAUUUGGUGCAAUCGGAAAUGGGCGAUUAUGAUGCCAAGGAAAUGCCCGAUCGCAGCUAUUUGAAGGAUUUCAAAAUUGCCCCAAAUCAAACGCCAGAAUUGGAGGAAAAAGUAAUGGAUUUACAUAAAACACAUAGAGGUCAAUCUCCAGCUGAAGCUGAACUCCACUACUUGGAAAAUGCCAAGAAAUUGGCCAUGUAUGGUGUUGAUUUGCAUCCGGCCAAGGAUUCUGAAGGUGUGGACAUUAUGUUGGGUGUCUGUGCCUCAGGUUUAUUGGUGUACAGAGACAAAUUGCGCAUCAAUCGUUUUGCCUGGCCCAAAAUUUUGAAAAUUUCCUAUAAGCGUCAUCAUUUCUACAUUAAAAUACGUCCCGGAGAAUUUGAACAACAUGAGGUGACAAUUGGUUUCAAAUUGGCCAGUCAUAGGGCUGCCAAGAAAUUGUGGAAAUCUUGUGUGGAACAUCACACCUUCUUCCGCCUGAUGACACCGGAGCCACCAAAUAAGACCGGGCUUUUCCCUAGAUUUGGCUCGAAAUAUCGUUAUUCAGGUCGCACCAUGUAUGAGAGUCGCAAGAAUCCUGUGGAUCGUGAUGCUCCCAAAUUCGAUAGGAGUUUGUCGGGUCGUCGUUUGACUUCAAGAUCAAUGGAUGCUUUGGCCUUGGCCGAAAAGGAAAAAGAUGCCCAGAAGCGUCAUACCAUGGGUCAUCCUCCAGAGCAUAUUCCUGAUUUGGAUUCGCCACGCAGUCGCAGUCCUUUGAAGAAGGACAAAAAGGACAAGUUGAUACGUGAAUCUAGCACUGGUACAGCUUCGGCUUCUUCGCAGAGUUCCCUUGAAGGUGAUUACGAGACCAAUACCGGUGCUGCGGCCGAUGCUGCUUCGGCAGCUGCCGCCUUUGCGGGCCAUGAUCAGGCCGCCGCUGAAGCUGAAAAAGAAGCCAAGCUUAAGGAGAAGAAACUGAAGGAGCAGGAAGAGAAAGAGCGCAAGGAGCGUGAAAAGAAGGAAAAGGAAGCCAAGGAGAAGGCUGCCAAAGAAAAGGCCGCCAAGGAGAAGGCUGAAAAGGCAGCUGCAGCAGCCGCUGCUGGAGCAGGCAUGAACGGCCAUGAUGAUUUGGAUGAUUCUCAGAAAUCUGGAAAACAGCGUGGCAUUGGUAUUUUCUCUUCGGGUCGCAAGAGCAAGAGUGGUUCACCAACCAAGGAUGGCAAAGACGCCAAAGAGAAAUCUGGCAAAGAUGCCAAAGACAAAUCCGGCAAGGAGGGCAAAGAUAAGUCUGGCAAAGAUCGUAAACUUGGCCAAUUGGAAUUGGUUACGGCCACUGGUUUGGGUGGCGACGACCAAGCAGACAAAGAUAAACAACGUGGCGCCAAAUCUCCUGGCGGUUAUACCAAACCCUAUGAGUACACCGAUGGCGAUGGCGAGACCAGUCCCACCCGUAAAUCUUAUGUGCCCGGAGGCUUCCGUUACGAUCAAGAUCCCAGUGGUGCUCGUCGUCCUCAGGAUGGCCAAGAUGGCCAGUUAUCACCCACUUCCCAGCAAAAGAAGAUUGGUUUGGCCUUCAACUAUGCCCCCGGUAAUGAGGAUGAUUUGAAGAAACAAGCAGAGAAAUUAAAAUCGGGUCAAUUGUCGCCACGCACCCGUGAUAAAUUGAACAAGGGCCAAUUGUCGCCACGCACCAAGGCUAAACUCCUGAAGGAGGCCAAUUUGUCACCCACCACUAAGGCCAAGUUGCAGGGCAGUGCAGUCGAUGCAGCUGCCCAACCUUUGAGUGAUGCCCAAAAGAGAUCCUAUUCACCCUCAAAGAGUCCCACACAAGGCUAUGCUUCCGGAGCUCCGGGUAAUUAUAAGCCUUUGGUGGAUCCCACAGCAGCAUUCUUGGAAUCGGAGCGAUAUAACAGACAACCUGGCUACAUGGGACCCGGAAGUGGUGCUGAAGCAGGUGCUGGACAAGGUAAAGAUGGAGCUGCCUUGGCUGGCGCCGCUGCUGCUGCUAAUGCUGGCAGGGGUAGUCCCACUAAAGAUGGCCGUGCCUCUACAGCUUCUCCACAGCCCAAGAAAACUGGUGCCUCACCUGUUACACCUACCAGAGCUGGCCCUGGUUUGGCUGGAGCCGGUGUUGCUGGCGCCGGCGCAGCUGCUGCCAAACCCAAAAAGAAGCGCGUCAAGAUCAUGGUCAUAACAUCCAAAUUUGAUCCAGCCAACAAGAGAAUUGAUGCUGAAACUGGCAUUGUGGACCACUCCACUGGCAUCUUGGAUCCCUCGACUGGCCUCAUAGAUACCAAAUAUGGUGUUAUUGAUCCCAAGAAGGGCACUUUGUCCGCUUUGAAUACCAAGACUGGCAAAAAUGAGACCUACCAAGGUGAUGUUGAUCCCAAGACUGGCAAUUUGCAUUUGACCAGCGGCGUCUGUGAUCCCCAUACGGGACGCAUUGAUGAGACGCUGGGACAAAUUAUUGCCAUUACACCACAAGAUGAUCCUGUUGUAGAGUUGACUGUCAUUACCAGCCGCAUUGAUCCCGCCACGGGCAAAGUGGAUGCUGUCAAUGGUGAAGUGGAGCGUUCCUUGGGUGUCUUGAAUAUGGAUUCCGGCUUAUUGGAUACCAAGUAUGGAGAAAUCAACACCAGAACUGGCGAAUUGAAGGCCAUCGACCCGAAGACCGGUAAAAUAGUGGUCUCCAAGAAUAUUAAGAUUGACCCUGGCACUGGGCAAAUCACCAUUUAUGGCGUUAUGGAUCCCAAGACUGGCAAAGUGGAUCCCAAUCAGGGACGCAUCAUUGAGGUUGGCCAACAAAUUGAUCCCAUUGUGGAGGUUACCUCUUUGGCGGGCAAAUAUGAUUCCAAGAAGAAUGUCAUCGAUCCCAAGACGGCCUUUGUGGAAACCUCAGGUGGUCAAUUCGAUCCCAAGGCGGGCAAGAUUGAUACUAAAUAUGGACAAAUCGAUUUGGUCAAACACACCAUCACCUUUACCGAUCCCAAAUCGGGCAAGACAGUUACCCGCGAUAUCAAAAUUGAUCCCACCACCGGACAAAUCGUCCUCAAGAAUCAAAUCAAUCCCAAGAACAACAAGCCCGAUAAGGAUUAUGCCCGCAUUAUAUCCUUGCGCAUUGUGCAACAGCGUGUGGAUCCCAAGACCAAGACUCCCAUUAGCCAAGUCAGCUCGGCCAAGGAUAAGGAGAUUAUUAUUGAUCCCAAAUCCAAUCAAAUAUGGAUGCCCACCGGCACCGUGGAUCCCAAUACCAAGGAGCCCCAAUAUGUCUCCAGCAGCGUUGAUCCCAAGACCGGCUAUGUCAUCACCAUCUAUGGUUAUCUCAAUCCCAAGACGAAUGAAAUCAAGAAACAAACCAAACUCGAUCCCAAUACCACCAAAAUCGAACCCACCUCGGGCAAGAUCUACACAGCCACCGGCGAGACCGAUCCCACGACAGGUGAACCACUCUAUGCUGCCACCCAAGUUGACCCCGACUCUGGCGAAGUCUACACCAAAUUGGCUCGCGUCGACCCCAAGACAGGCAAAAUUGUCAUUGUGCGCAUUUUGCUUAUCUCCAAGGUCGACGAGCGUGGCCGUCCCGAGGAAGUUGAUCCCACAACUUGCGAAAUCGAUCCGGUCUCUGGCCGAGUUCUUAAAUUCUUUAAUAAGACCGUCUAUGUUUAUAAUAUGAUUGAUCCCAUUACUGGUGAAAUUGUACAGGUGGACCCCAACGAUCCCCGGUUUGCUGGUGCUCGCACAACUGUCACACAUACCAUGACCCUGACCGGAGAGAUUGAUCCGGUGACGGGACGCAUUAAGAGUGAAUAUGGCCACAUUGAUCCCAACACUGGCGACAUAGAUCCCGCCACCGCCAUUAAGGAUCCCGUCACAGGCAAAUUGAUUUUGAAUUAUGCCCAAAUUGAUCCUUCGCACUUUGGCAAACAGGCCCAGGUGAGCACCACCACCGAAACUAUACCCAUUACCAGGGAACAAUUCUUCGAUGGCGUCAAGCACAUGGGCAAGAAUGCCUUGCGCCGCGAUUCGGAAGCCAGUUCCGAGGAUGAUAUGACUGGCAAAUACGAAUCGGAAAUUGUCAAGGAUGUGGUGAUGGGCAGUCCCAAGAAGAGCGGCACCUAUAAUCUGGGCAAGCAUGUGAGCACACCCACCGUGGUGAAGACAACGACCAAGCAGGUGCUGACGAAAAAUGAUGGCGGUGUUACCCACAAUGUUGAAGAGGAGGUGCGCAAUUUGGGCACUGGCGAGGUCACCUACUCGACACAGGAACACAAGGCUGAUGCACCAGCCGUUGAUUUGACCAGUGGUGCUUAUGUCACUGCCACCGCGGUGACAACACGUACCGCUACCACCCACGAAGAUUUGGGCAAAAAAGCCAAGACCGAACAAUUGGAAGAGAAGACAGUGGCCACCACUCGCACCCAUGAUCCCAAUAAGCAAGAGCAACGUGUGGUCACCCAGGAGGUAAAGACAACGGCCACCGUGACAAGUGGAGAUCAGUACCCAAGACGUGAUAGUAUUUCCUCCACAAGCUCUGGCGACUCGGGUACGCCCAUCGAUGGUCCCUAUGAUGGAUCGACAGCUUAUCAUAGUUCUACAUCAUACAAGGAAUCUCCCAUGACUAAAACAUCUGCCGUUAAUUCCACCGCCAGCACUACCACCGGCCCUCAUGUUGAACAUACCCGCGUUAUUUUAGGUGAAAACUCUCCCGGCUAUGGCGGUGAAGGUGAAAUUGUCUCCAGCCAAACUGUGAGCAGCAAAACGCGCACUGUCGAAACGAUUACCUGGCAUGGUCAAUGUUUAUUGCUUGCAAGCAAUGAUUAUCUUAAUAGCACAUUUUGGCAAAUUAUUCAAAUUGUUAAAGGCCAAGCACAAGGUGGCCAUGCUUGGUAA
This is a messenger RNA of Stomoxys calcitrans (stable fly), 5519 nucleotides long. It is a transcript of the gene cora, whose product is annotated as protein 4.1 homolog. The transcript has 14 exons. Gene Ontology annotation, molecular function: cytoskeletal protein binding. Gene Ontology annotation, cellular component: cytoskeleton; plasma membrane. The coding region runs from base 204 to 5519 and encodes 1771 amino acids. The record is from RefSeq and is a predicted model, not a curated record. Lineage: Eukaryota; Metazoa; Arthropoda; Insecta; Diptera; Muscidae.